AUGACUAAAAUAAAAGAAAAUAUGUCUGUACCGCUUUCCUAUGAUCAAGUGGUUGAACAAUAUAUUUCACUGAAAAUUGUAAUGAUUUCAUAUUUUAUUUCAGUGCUUGGAUCAUAUACAACGCUUGAGCUGCUUCGUCGGCGUACUUCAAUGCGUGGAGUGUUUAAUUGGUCUUUACUAAUAUGUUCGGCACUUUCUAUGGGGGGAGUUGCAAUAUGGAGUAUGCAUUUUCUUGGCAAUCGGGCAAUUAUUCUUCAUGAUGGGCGUGCAGAACAUCAAUUGGCAUAUAGUAUGGGGUUUACAGCGCUUUCCUUUUUUCUGCCAAUACUUGUUCUUUUACUGGCAUAUCUGUUGAUUGGAACAAAUGAAAAAGUAUCCUGUUUACGUAUUCUUGCAGGAGGUACGUUUGGGGGAUUGGCUAUUUGUGGUAUGCAUUAUACUGGUCAAGCGGGUAUUUCAAAUUAUAUGGCCUCAUAUAAUAUCGGAUAUGUAAUUGGAUCAGUUAUUAUUGCAGUUUGUGCUACUGUAUCCACGUUAACGCUCUUUUUUUCACUUCAAUCUAAAUGGACAAAUGCAUGGUGCAAGCUGGCGGGGUGCUCUUUUUUACUUGCAGCUAGUGUUUCAGGUAUGCAUUGGGUUGCAUCCUUAGGUACAACUUAUCGGUUUCGUCAUAUAGUCAUUAAUAAUGUAUCACAAACAAGUACCAUUAUUUUCAUUGGAGCUAUUUCAAGUGCUGCAUGUAUUGCACUUUUAGUUUUGGCAUUUGAGGCAACUCGCCGAAUGAAGGCUAGGAAAGACCGAGCGCAAAAAGUAGUCCUUACGCGUGCUAUUUUUGAUCCCGAUGGAAAAAUGCUAGUGACAAUUGAUGGGAUGUUUAUUUCUCACGAAAUUACAGAUACAUAUCAUGAACGAUCAUUGAAUGAUGAAUUUGACAUAGAUCAUCCUGUUUUUUGUUGGAUUUACAAAGUUAGUCGUUCAUGGAAAAGUGUUAUGGAUUUGGUUCCGAUUAUAAAAGAACAUUUUAAGAUAUCUAAUCCCUCGGAUAAUCAGAAUAUUGAUUACUCAUUAAUCUUUAAAGAGCGAUUUAUUGUAGCUGCUAUACGGCUUGCAGAGCUGCUUCAUGAAUCGUUAGAUCAAAUAGGUGUUCUUUAUGAUGGUAUUAUGAAAACAGGACAAAAAAAGGAACGGACGACGAAACAAGAGAAUGGGUCACCUAAGCCGGUGCUAAGAUUAUAUGGAAAAGGCCAAAUGUUGUUUCUUGUUAAACAUGCAAGUCGAGCAGAAUGUAGUCGAUAUUUAUCAUAUGGAUUUCGAUUUGCACAGGUGCAUUUGAUUUUAGAUGGACUUGCUCGGUCACUUCAGGUUCCUAAAGUUGAAAUUGCAGAAUAUAUUGAAUGCAUGAAACAAUAUCAAUUAAAUAGUGAUUCGUAUAAGCCAGGAAUUUAUGUAGGUAUUUUCGCCGUAAAAGCACAUGUACACAAUGGCUUGAAAAUCGUGGUGGAUAAACAAAAUGAUUCUAUGAUACCAGGUAAAAGACUAUCGCAUCGAAUCCUUGAUCAGGAACAAAUAAUGUUCUUAAAAUCUAUCGAAAACAUGACAGCUAAACAAGUAUUUCAGCUUUUAAAUCAAUCUGGUCAACAGCAGACUUUUGAUUCUUCUAUAUCUUUAUUUAAAGCGGAACUGAAAGAUUCCUUAAUCCAUAUUAGUCAGUGCAUUGAUGAAUACACUUUUCAAGAUGCAGUCUUAAUCCCAGAACUCAUACGUGUUCCAUGCUCAGGCCAAUACCAAGGAAAAUAUGCAACUCUUAUUAUAUUCCGCCAUGUUAUACCAAUUCAUGUUUAUUUGCAAACUAAUGAUCGCAUUAAAUUUAUGCCACUCAAUCUUUUCAAAGCACAUCAAUGGUCCGUUUUAGGUCAUGGAGAAGUAUUAUUCACACAAGACGUACAACGCGAGUUUUCUCCUAUUAUUAAUGAUCUUGAACGUGUCCAGACUUCCCAUUCAUCUUAUCCUGUCAUUACGAGUAUAAAGAAAUCAGAGGAAAAUUUUGAUCCAAGUUUAUUUGGUAUAACCGUUUCCAAAUCAGUUAGUGUUUCAGUCGAAGACCAAUAUAGCAUCCAUCCAUCUACAAUGACAACUAAUCAAACUGCUGUUUCUGCUAUCAAUCGUGAAACAUUGUGGGUAGAUGAUGUGUUAACAGGAAUCAUAUGGAAUCAUUGA
Molecule: messenger RNA, 2217 nt
Organism: Pneumocystis jirovecii RU7
Lineage: Eukaryota; Fungi; Ascomycota; Pneumocystomycetes; Pneumocystales; Pneumocystaceae
Exons: 8
Coding region: 1-2217 (738 amino acids)
Source: RefSeq, a predicted model, not a curated record